CUUGAAUUGAAGUUAACAUGGUAUCAGGAUUCUGAAAAUAGUGUGCACCCAAUAAAUUCUCCGCAUACAGCUGGUAGCAGACGCUAGCAGCGACACCUACCCUCUCUGGGCGAGCAAGCGUGGCUAAUCAAGGCACCAAAAGAAAAAUGAGCAGUUCCGAGGAGGUAUCAUGGAUCUCGUGGUUCUGCGGGCUCAGAGGAAAUGAAUUUUUUUGUGAAGUUGAUGAAGACUAUAUACAAGAUAAAUUCAAUCUGACUGGUCUCAAUGAACAGGUUCCACACUAUCGUCAGGCAUUGGACAUGAUCCUUGACCUCGAACCUGAUGAUGAACUGGAUGACAAUCCGAACCAAUCGGAUUUGAUAGAACAGGCUGCUGAAAUGCUGUAUGGUCUUAUUCACGCACGUUAUAUUUUAACGAACCGAGGUAUUGCACAAAUGAUUGAAAAGUAUCAGUCUGGUGACUUUGGCCACUGUCCACGUGUUUACUGCGAAUCGCAGCCUAUGUUGCCACUAGGACUCAGCGAUGUACCAGGCGAAGCAAUGGUCAAAAGUUACUGUCCCAAAUGUAUGGAUGUCUACACUCCUAAAAGUUCACGACAUCAUCAUACUGACGGUGCAUAUUUUGGAACUGGAUUCCCACACAUGCUGUUUAUGGUGCAUCCCGAAUAUCGACCUAAACGUGCUGCUAACCAGUUCGUGCCCAGGUUAUAUGGAUUUAAAAUUCACCCCCUGGCUUAUCAGAUUCAACAACAAUCUGCUGCAACCUUCAAAGCUCCAUUAAGAACUCUCAACUAUAACAACGGAAAGCGUUAAAACUUUAUUUAAAUUUGAAUUAGAAAAUUUUCAUUCGUAUUUCGUAAUACAAACCAUAAUUUUGUUGAUAAGUUUUAAAUAAACUGUCACUUGUUUUAUAAA
Neodiprion fabricii is the source of this 914-nucleotide messenger RNA. It is a transcript of the gene CkIIbeta, whose product is annotated as casein kinase II subunit beta. NCBI's taxonomy places the organism in Eukaryota, Metazoa, Arthropoda, Insecta, Hymenoptera, Diprionidae. The record is from RefSeq and is a predicted model, not a curated record. Gene Ontology annotation, cellular component: protein kinase CK2 complex; cytoplasm. The transcript has 5 exons. Gene Ontology annotation, molecular function: protein kinase regulator activity. The coding region runs from base 147 to 812 and encodes 221 amino acids.